Drosophila melanogaster (fruit fly) is the source of this 330-nucleotide messenger RNA. RefSeq lists its product as uncharacterized. The transcript is spliced from 2 exons. The coding region runs from base 1 to 252 and encodes 83 amino acids. The record is from RefSeq and is marked reviewed. Lineage: Eukaryota; Metazoa; Arthropoda; Insecta; Diptera; Drosophilidae.
AUGAGGGUCAAAAGCGUUAUCGUUCUACUGGCUCUGUGUUGCUACCCAUGGGACGCCACCAACGCUACAGGUCCAGUUUAUUCCACUGUUUGCAGGCGAACAGGCGGCUCAAUAACUUGUUAUCAGGACAACACUUGGAGCUACAACGAGCGUACUCGUAAAUGCUAUCGUGUUCAACAGAAUAAGGAGCCAUGCGGCUUUUUCGAUGGCGAAAAGGGUUGCAAGGACUUCUGCUACAGGCCCAAUAAGUAAAUCAGAACUAGCAUUCCCAAAAUAUUGUACAUAUUUAUUUUAAUUUGUACAAAUAAAUCUGCUAGCUUUUGUUGAUAU